Microtus ochrogaster (prairie vole) is the source of this 743-nucleotide messenger RNA. It is a transcript of the gene Med31, whose product is annotated as mediator complex subunit 31. Gene Ontology annotation, cellular component: mediator complex. The record is from RefSeq and is a predicted model, not a curated record. Gene Ontology annotation, molecular function: transcription coregulator activity. Gene Ontology annotation, biological process: regulation of DNA-templated transcription. Lineage: Eukaryota; Metazoa; Chordata; Mammalia; Rodentia; Cricetidae.
CCGGCCCGGGCUCCAAGAUAGGCGGAGCCUCUCGUCUCAGAAUGAGGCUGUCCCCGCCUCCGUGUUCCACCCUGCCCCGCGACCGGAAAUAAGAGUUGUGGCUUCCGGCUCCUCCCUCACCAUUCGAGGCUGCCGAUCUGUCGGCUGGUUGUGUUUGUACCUCUCUGCCGGUUAUGGCCGCGGCCGUCGCUAUGGAGACAGAUGAUGCUGGAAAUCGACUUCGGUUUCAGUUGGAGUUGGAAUUUGUGCAAUGUUUAGCCAACCCAAAUUACCUGAAUUUUCUUGCCCAAAGAGGUUACUUCAAAGACAAAGCUUUUGUUAAUUACCUUAAGUACUUGCUUUACUGGAAAGAACCAGAAUAUGCCAAGUAUCUAAAGUACCCUCAGUGUUUACACAUGCUAGAACUGCUCCAGUAUGAACACUUUCGAAAGGAGCUGGUGAACGCUCAGUGUGCGAAAUUCAUUGAUGAACAGCAGAUUCUACACUGGCAGCACUAUUCCCGCAAGCGGAUGCGUCUUCAGCAAGCACUGGCAGAGCAGCAACAACAGAAUAACACAGCAGGAAAAUGAAGAGCUGAGACAGACCAGGCUCUUAGGACAUGUAUAUAAUGUAUUGCUAUGUACAGUACUGAUAAAAGAUGGUUCUUCCUGCCCACCUUUAUUAUGGUAGCACUCAGAACCGUUAGUAUUAUUUUUGGCCAGCAAACUUUAUAUUGUUAAUAGAUUAUUUCUGUUAAACCAGAA